ACAUAAUUUGUCCAUGUCUAGCUUAAGAGGUCAAGGAUAUGAUGGUGCCUCUAAUAUGCGUGGGGAGCUACAUGGUUUAAAAACAUUGGUAUUGGCCGACAACCCUUAUGCUUUUUAUGUGCAUUGUUUUGCCCACCAACUACAAUUGGUGGUUGUGGCGGUUGUGAAAGGGGUUCUUCCGGUUGGUCAGUUCUUUGGUUACUUAAACAAGAUUGUUAGUAUGGUGAGUGCCUCUUGUAGGAAAAAGGAUGCAUUGUUGCAAUUGCAGCAUGACCGUUUGGUAGCACAGCUAGAGAGUGGGGAGAUCUCAUCGGGAAGAGGCCAAAAUCAAGAGACAAGUUUAACAAGACCAGGUGAUACUCGUUGGGGAUCACACCAUAAAACUCUAGUUCGGAUUCAAGUAAUGUGGGAUGAUGUGGUUAAAGCACUAUGCAGUGUUUCUCAUGAUGGGACAGAUGCCGAGGAGAAAGGUGUGGCUUCAGGUUAUAUCAUAUACAUGGAAACCUUUGAAUUUGUUAUUAUCUUGCAUUUGAUGAUUCGAUUGCUUGGUAUAACAAAUGGUUUGUCAAAUGCAUUGCAAGCCAAGGAUCAGAACAUAGUGAGUGCUAUGAAUAUGAUUGUCUCAGUGAAAAGUGCAUUGCAAAAAUUGAGAGAUGAUGGAUGGGAGCCUCUAUUGCUUGCUGUUACUAACUUUUGUGGUGCACGCAACAUUAUGGUACCGAAUAUGGAUGAUAACAUUGCAGCUAGGGGUUACCCAAGGAGCUCACGCAAGAUGGUUACUUGCUUGCAUCAUUACAAGGUACAAAUCUUUAUUGAGGUGCUUGACAAAAACAUAGUUGAGAUGAAUCACAUAUUUUCUGAAACUUCUACACGCCUAUUAUUGUGCACUUCAUGCCUUGAUCCUAGAGACUCAUUCAACAGUUUUGACAAUGAUAUGCUAGUUGAGCUUGCUACCAUAUACUCUGCUGAUUUCUCUUCACAUGAUUGUUGUCUAUUGGUUGAUGAACUAAACAUAUAUGUUGAUGUCAUGAAGAGAACUCCUGAGUUCAGUGCUUGUGAUAGUUUGAGUGAUCUUGCUCUUAAGUUGGUUCAGAAAAGAUAUCAUUUGAUAUUUCCAUUGGUCUACCGCCUUAUUACACUAGCUUUGACAUUGCCUGUGGCAACAGCAUUAGUAGAGAGGGUUUUCUCGGCCAUGAAGAUUAUAAAAUCAGAUCUUCGAAACAAGAUAGGGGAUGAUUGGCUCAAUGAUUUGAUGAUUUGCUAUGUUGAGAAAGAGAUAUUUGCACAAAUUGAUGACAAGAAGAUUAUGCUUCGUUUUCAUGCCUACAGUAACCGUAGAGGUCAUCAUCCUCGUGGAUUUCGACUUCCUAGCAUGGAUUCAACUUAAUGGUAUGGUAAUAUCUCCUCAAAAUGUAGCACUUUUGUAUAUGGUUCUUGUUUUUUAGUCAGUUUGUACUUCUACUCGGUGAAAUAUGAUCAAUGCAUCAGUUUAGACCAUUUUUUGUUGAUUACAUGUGAUUUUUUGCUCCAAAAUAAUUUAGUGCUUAUUUGUUCGACCCGGCUCAAUUCAAAU
Lolium perenne is the source of this 1573-nucleotide messenger RNA. The record is from RefSeq and is a predicted model, not a curated record. NCBI's taxonomy places the organism in Eukaryota, Viridiplantae, Streptophyta, Magnoliopsida, Poales, Poaceae.